CACCGCUUUCCUCUUAUAUAUGAGGCCACCUGUCUCCAUUUUCGCUGCACACUACUAACUCAGAUAAUAUCAUAAUAACUACACUCUCAGCUAAAGUUCCUAAGACAAACUUUACUGUUUCCAGUACACAUGGCGUCAUCCCUCGCUCUCAGGAGACUUCUCGCUUCCACCGUGGCUCCUGCUUCCCGCAGCUUUCUUCGUCCACAAGCUGCCUCUCGCCUCCUAAACACUAACGCGGUCAGGAGCUACGACGGAGGCGAAAAUGAACGCGGUGUUGAUGUACACCGACGCUCUGAUCGCUCUGUUUCUCGCCGUGGUGAUGAUUUCUUCACAGACGUGUUCGACCCUUUUUCGCCGACGAGGAGUAUUAGCCAGGUGCUGAACCUUAUGGAUCAGUUCAUGGAGAAUCCUCUGUUAUCAGCCAGCCGUGGCAUGGGAGCAUCUGGAACUCGGCGUGGUUGGGACAUCAAAGAGAAAGACGAUGCUCUCUACCUGAGGAUCGACAUGCCUGGGCUGAGCAGAGAGGAUGUAAAGCUGGCUUUGGAGAACGACACUCUGGUUAUAAGAGGAGAAGGGAAAGAUGUGGAGGAUGGUGGCGAGGAAGGUGGAGAGACUGGUAAUAGUAGGAGGUUCACAAGUCGGAUUGGGUUGCCGGAGAAGGUAUACAAGACCGAUGAGAUUAAGGCGGAGAUGAAGAACGGUGUUUUGAGAGUUGUGGUUCCGAAGAUGAAAGAAGAGGAGAGAAACGAUGUUCGCCAGAUCGAGGUCAAAUGAGACGUCGUCACUUUUCGUUAUGUUGCUGUUUCGGUUAUGUCUUGAAUAAGAAGUUUGUUGUACUUGUCGAUGCGAGUCAUGUACUCUAAAGCUAAGGGAAGCUCUUGUGUUUAUUGAA
Molecule: messenger RNA, 892 nt
Organism: Raphanus sativus (radish)
Lineage: Eukaryota; Viridiplantae; Streptophyta; Magnoliopsida; Brassicales; Brassicaceae
Product: 23.6 kDa heat shock protein, mitochondrial
Exons: 2
Coding region: 130-774 (214 amino acids)
Source: RefSeq, a predicted model, not a curated record